AUGAACACACAUGAGCUGACUCCAAUAACAGCAUCAGUGCUGAAGGAUGAACAGGGUCGCCCAUUUAUCGUCGUUCGCGACCAAGGAAAGAAGAAGAGACAGCACGGUACCGAGGCUGUCAAGGCACACAUUGUGGCUGCUAAGACCGUGGCUAGCAUUGUCAAAACUUCUUUGGGUCCCCGUGGUCUCGAUAAGAUUCUCAUCUCUCCUGACGGCGAUAUCACAGUCACUAAUGAUGGCGCCACUAUUCUCGGCCAGAUGGAGAUUACAAACAAUGUUGCUAAGUUGCUGGUCGAAUUGUCUAAGUCUCAGGAUGAGGAAAUCGGUGAUGGUACAACCGGUGUCGUGGUGCUGGCUGCGGCCAUGUUGGAGCAAGCUUCGGAGUUGAUCGAUAAGGGCAUUCACCCUAUUCGCAUAGCAGACGGAUACGAUCAGGCCUGUGAGAUUGCAGUGGCGGAGCUGGACAAGAUUAGUGAUGAGAUUCCUUUCACUCGCGACGACACAAGCAACCUUCUCAAGGUCGCUAAGACCAGUCUGGGCAGUAAGAUUGUCUCCAAGUCUCACGAUCAAUUCGCCAAGAUUGCUGUGGAUGCCGUACUCUCUGUUGCCGACCUGGAGCGCAAGGAUGUCGAUUUCGAACUGAUCAAGGUUGACGGCAAGGUUGGAGGUUCCCUCGAGGAUUCUUUACUCGUGAAGGGUGUCAUUGUCGACAAGGACUUCUCCCACCCGCAGAUGCCCGACGAAGUUACCGACGCCAAGAUCGCUAUCUUGACCUGCCCAUUCGAGCCCCCGAAGCCCAAGACCAAGCACAAGCUUGAUAUCACCUCAGUUGAAGAGUUCAAGAAGCUUCAAGAGUAUGAGAAGGAGAAGUUCACAGAGAUGAUCCAGCAGCUCAAGGAAUCAGGAGCCAACCUGGUUAUCUGCCAGUGGGGUUUCGACGAUGAGGCCAAUCACCUUCUCCUUCAGAACAAGCUUCCCGCCGUCCGAUGGGUUGGUGGCCCGGAGAUUGAAUUGAUCGCCAUUGCAACCAAUGGCCGUAUUGUGCCACGUUUUGAGGAUCUGAGCGCCGACAAGCUGGGUACUGCUGGUCGUGUGCGUGAGAUGUCUUUCGGCACUACCCGUGAGAAGAUGCUUGUCAUUGAAGAGUGUGCUAACAGCCGGGCUGUCACUAUCUUCAUCCGUGGUAGUAACAAGAUGAUCAUUGACGAGGCUAAGCGAUCACUACACGAUGCCCUCUGCGUGGUACGAAACCUGGUUCGUGACAACCGUGUGGUUUACGGUGGUGGUGCUGCGGAAAUUGCUUGCUCUAUUGCUGUCGAGGAUGCCGCUACUAAGAGCCCUGGUAUCGAACAAUACGCUAUGCGUGCCUUUGCGGAUGCACUCGAUGCCGUGCCACUGGCCUUGUCUGAGAACUCUGGUCUGAGCCCGAUUGAGACUUUGGCUUCUAUCAAAUCCCGCCAGGUCAAGGAGAAGAACACCCGGCUUGGUGUUGACUGCAUGAACACUGGCAGCAACGACAUGCGGGAGCACUUCGCUAUUGACCCCUUGAUCGGCAAACGCCAGCAGCUCCUCCUCGCUACCCAGCUUUGCCGCAUGGUUCUCAAGAUCAACAACGUCAUUAUCUCUGGCGACGAUGAGUCUGAAUUCUAG
Penicillium chermesinum is the source of this 1650-nucleotide messenger RNA. Its product is annotated as chaperonin-containing T-complex subunit CCT5. Gene Ontology annotation, biological process: protein folding. Gene Ontology annotation, cellular component: chaperonin-containing T-complex. The record is from RefSeq and is a predicted model, not a curated record. The transcript is spliced from 9 exons. NCBI's taxonomy places the organism in Eukaryota, Fungi, Ascomycota, Eurotiomycetes, Eurotiales, Aspergillaceae. Gene Ontology annotation, molecular function: ATP hydrolysis activity; ATP-dependent protein folding chaperone; ATP binding. Bases 1 to 1650 code for a protein of 549 amino acids.